Aspergillus welwitschiae is the source of this 1083-nucleotide messenger RNA. RefSeq lists its product as uncharacterized. The record is from RefSeq and is a predicted model, not a curated record. The transcript is spliced from 2 exons. Lineage: Eukaryota; Fungi; Ascomycota; Eurotiomycetes; Eurotiales; Aspergillaceae. Bases 576 to 1076 code for a protein of 166 amino acids.
UAAUUAAUGGUGCUUACUCGAUUUUCUGGGAACGGAAAGGGGUUGUGUCCGUCUGAAAAUAAGGUAUUUAUCUACUGUUGGGGGAUGUGCUCUGCUCGGCGCGGCAGGGCGGGCAAGGCAACGUGAUGCAACGGACCCCUGUGGUUGGUGUUAUCGGCAUGAGGAAAGAAUCAUUCCGAUUGAUUGAUUUGAAUGAAGCUGCGUGGGCUUAUCAAUACAGUGACGAUGAGAUGGGCUGGGCUGGGCUCGGUUGGACAAUUAUUAACUUCCCUCUUCCCAUCUAGGCCGGUGAAGGCGUCAUUGAUAUCCAAGCGUUGAGGGGAGGGAGGGGGCCAAGGUAUACAGUGAGUGAGUGAGUGGUGUUAGGUGGUGUUAAGUCAGUAGUCCACCAUUCUCCGUAGCUACUGUAACUGUGAUCUGGCUGCUACUAGUCUAGUAUCUUCUGGCGUGUAUCGGCUAAAGGGCCGACGCCAAGCGUGGUGUGAAAGUUGCCAGUAGUGUCCGGUUUAGUUAUUCUUAGCCAUUCAUCUUAUCUGGGAGGGCGCUGGUGCCUCCCACACUAACUGCUAUGGAGUAUGUAUGUCCACCCAAACUUCCAGCCACCCGGGGAAUCCACACCGUCUGGGAUAGACCUAUUACUCCUUCGGCUUCCUGUCACGGGGAGGAAUUAUAGUUCUGGCUGUUCUCUCCCCGGCUUUCUCUUUGGCCGGAAUUUAUAUUAUGGGGGUGCGAUGAGCAGCAGGAGGAGGAUAAGCUUGCUGGUGAUGCUGAUGAUGAUGCUGAUGCUGAUCCUGUUGAUAAAGCCCCCUCCAAGUCUCCAUAUUAUUCUUCAAGAAAAGGCCGGAGUUAAGCGCACGCCGAAGGGCGGCCGAACGAAGGGGGGGACAACCUCCGACUGUCGGGCGGAAGGGGCCCGUCUAGGAGCAGCUUACGGUAUCAGCCAUUCAGUCUCCAAACCCACAUCCCGCCAAUCCUCCCCCUCCGUUUCCCCCAUACACGCUCCGUCCAAAAAAGUAACUGAACUUACUUGCCUCCAUCCACGCCCAGAGGCAAAAAGAAAAAAAAAAGGGAAGUAAAAAAAAU